UCAGGGUUUGCGACCCGCCCAUUUACUGUCAAUCAUCUGGAGUUGCCCUUUACAUUUAAGAGCGGGCAGCGUGUCCUGGAAGCGGAAAUCUUCAUUGUCUUCCCAGCAGGCCCCGAGUUCAUACGGAUAGCGAUGGCAGCCCGGGACGGUGCAGAGACCAGUGGAAUGGAAACUGAGGCCAGCAUAGAUAUAGGUAUUCACCAAGAGAAAGCAGGCUGUGGAGCUACCAGCGAAGGAGAUUCACCGUGCUUAGUAACUGAACAAAUGGAGAAUGAGGAUUCCCUUCCUCAAACCUCUGUUAGCAAUGGAGGAGAAUCAGAUACCAGCAAGGAAAUGGUAGAUCUAAAGAUUAUUUGGAAUAAAAACAAAUAUGAUGUCAGGAUGCCAUUGGAUAGUACAGGAGCAGGCCUGAAAGAAAAGAUUCACUCCCUCACAGGUCUCACUCCUGCCAUGCAGAAAGUCAUGUACAAGGGUCUGCUCCCAGAAGAUAAAACUUUACGUGAAAUAAAAGUAACAAAUGGUGCAAAAAUCAUGGUUAUUGGAUCAACAAUUAAUGACGUUUUAGCAGUAAACACACCAAAAGAGGUUGUACAGCAAGAGGCCAAAGCUGAAGAACCCAAAAAGGAACCUCUCUGUAGGCAAAAGCAACACAGAAAAGUAUUGGACAAAGGAAAACCAGAAGAUGUCAUGCCAUCCAUUAGGGGUGUUAAAGAGCGUUUGCCAAGUGUGCCAUUGUCAGGCAUGUACAACAAGUCAAGUGGAAAAGUACGAUUAACUUUCAAACUAGAGCAGGACCAGCUGUGGAUUGGAACCAAGGAAAGGACAGAGAAAAUCCCUAUGGGUUCUAUCAAAAAUGUGAUCACUGAACCCAUUGAAGGACAUGAAGAUUAUCACAUGAUGGCAUUUCAGCUGGGUCCCACUGAAGCUUCUUACUAUUGGGUUUACUGGGUGCCUACACAGUAUGUUGAUGCAAUCAAAGAUACAGUCCUUGGGAAGUGGCAGUAUUUUUGAAUGUACCUCCACCUCUGGCAGUGAAGGAUAGACUGAAACCAAAGGACUACAGAAUUUAUUGGAACUCGCUUAAUUACUGGAUUAUAAUUUUUCCUCCCACCCCACCCCCCUUCCCAAAUCCUUGGAAGAUGCCAACAAUAAUAGAUUCAAAAAAAAAAGUUGAAGAUCCUCACCAGAAGCUGGAGGUGGUUAAUCCAAUGUGACUUUACCUGUGAACAUCAAAUUUAAAAAAAAAUUCAAAGAAGCAAAACGUCAAAUUAUCCAAGUUCUUUGAGAGCCACAAUUAUCUACAGGUGAUGUGCUAGAAGCAUUUUAUUAUAUCUAUUAUAACAUGGAUAACAUCCCACUUUGGGCUUUUUAAGCAUCCACGGAGCAGUAACUGUAAAAAAAACAGUACAGUGGGGCUCUACUUGAUGUGCUGCUUGGCUCUAUCUUUAUGUGGAUCCAUUGUACUUGAUAAAACCAAAUUGUGGAAUAUUUAUUUCUUUAAGCAAUCUUUAAUCACGUCUGUUCUCAGGAGAUUUCACAAUUGGUUGCCUUGUAUUUAAAUAUCUGCCCUCAUGGGUUAUUCAGUCUAUCUCCAUGCCAACAGGAAAGGUAUCUGGCCUAAUUCCAAUUUCCAGUUUUGGUCUGCAAAUUGGUAAAUUAUGGCACAUCAAAUGUGCCACCAAAUUCAUUUAAACAUAACUAUUCUAAUGUUUAAACAUAUGUACCCUUAAUUAUGUGUUGCCUCAGUCACUAAUUAUUUUCACAACCAGAUAAAGGGAGAGCAUAGAGUAAAUGGUGCAUAACAAAUUCUGUUUGUCUGUGCCUUCUCAUUGCUUUCAAACUAGCUUUGCUAUUUAAUUGCAGGCAUGAAACCCAGAGAUUUCACUAUGCAAUUAUGCAGAACCCACUGUACUUCCUCUGACUUGUAUUUGAAAGAAAGCAAAACCAUAUUUGGAUGAAUAAAUCAUGAAGUGUUAUCCCCCAAUUCCAUAGGGCAGUACCUGUUUAAAGCUGCAUGACCAUUUCCACUUCAAUUUUGUUUCUUGUGGCUUAGAGGUUUCAAGGGGGAAAUGGUAGAUAGCAGGAGGGCAGUGGAUGAGCUACAAAGCAUUUUCUAGAUGUGAGUUGCACUUUGCUUCUACCUAUUUGUUCCAGGUAGAUGUCAGCUUUACCUGGCAUCUGAGGGUUGGAAGCUGGGAGGAGUGUUUGAGUUAUUAAUGCACGGAGGAUUAUUCACUUGUGUUACUGGCAUUCAUCUGUUGGCUGUGCUGUGUAUCUGUAGGUUUGGUAGUGUACUCAUGGCUGGGGAAGGCAAAACUGGUUCAACUGUCAAUAAAGCAUGCUUUUCAGAAGAUUGGAAAUGACUAAAACAUCAAGCAACUUCUGAACACUAAAUGGCCGUUUCUGCUUGCCUCCAUGGAGUUGUAUAGGUUUGCAAUGUGUGCCAUAUAGUUUGGUUCCGAGUCAUUUAAAGUGGUGGGGGGCAGGGUUCUUGUACUGUAAGCUAAUCAUCAGAUCAAGCCAUCAUUUAAAUUUCAGAAUUUUCUGACUGACACUAAAUAUUUGAAGAGUGCAGAGAAAGCUUUGCUCUUUGCUAUCUAGCCCAUUGAACUUGAGAGUCUUUGGGAUGCUGUAGAGGAACCUUACUUUGUAUUUUAACUUGAUGUACAUGACUUGGAAGUAUUUUGGAUAGUGUGGAAAGAGCUAACUGUGUACUUGUAUUGAAUAUUUGCACUAAUGGCAAUAAAUGGAAUAGUGUGCAGUUUCUAAUCACUGAUAUCCUUUCUUGGAUGAGUAUAGAUGGAUAAAUUAAAAGUUGAGUUUAUGGGUUUCUGCUAGGUUUAUGGAUCUUAGACCUGAUAACUAUGAAAGGUGCAAUAUUUCAAUGUAAUAUGCCUUUUUUUAAAAAAAAAAGAAAGCAAUUCUUUGCCCUGUAAGUUUUUCAUGGCAGUGACUCCAGUUGAGAGUGUAAAGGGUCAUGCAGCUUUAACAACAAAUAACUUGCAGAAUGCAUGAUUCAAGCACACCAAUCUUUGGAAAUUAAGGAAGUUGACUUGGUUUAGAAUUGCACUGCUUCAAAUUUUAGUGCUGACCAUUAAUUAUCCCAAUGUUUAAUUCUGAAAACUAGUCUUUAUUGCCAAUUAAAGUUUGUUACUUUAGA
Molecule: messenger RNA, 3160 nt
Organism: Hypanus sabinus (Atlantic stingray)
Lineage: Eukaryota; Metazoa; Chordata; Chondrichthyes; Myliobatiformes; Dasyatidae
Gene: ubfd1
Product: ubiquitin family domain containing 1
Exons: 7
Coding region: 133-1011 (292 amino acids)
Molecular function (GO): RNA binding; cadherin binding
Source: RefSeq, a predicted model, not a curated record